UUUGAUUGAGAUUCUUCUGGGAGUAAAUUUUGAGCUGAGCUGAGAAGAGCAAGCCAAGCACAAAGAUGAUGCUAAUAGAGGGAAAAAAAGCUUGGAGUAUUAAAAAAGAAUUAUUGAGGGCCUCCCUGGUGGCACAGGCGGUUGAGUGGAGCGACUCAUACAAGUGACAAGCCCUCUAUAACCAGUGAAUUCAGAAAAGAUUCCUUGAAGAGCAGUCUCACAGUCUAUCAGAAAACCCACACAGGAGAGAAAUCCUACAUAUGCAGUGAGUGUGGAAAAGGCUUCACAAUGAAGCGUUACCUGAUUGUGCAUCAGCAAACUCAUAGUGGAGAGAAGCCUUACAUGUGCAGUGAAUGUGGGAAAAGCUUCACUGUAAAGAGUAAUCUCAUUGUGCAUCAGUGAACUCACACAGGGGAGAAGCCCUAUAUAUGCAGCGAAUGUGGGAAAGGUUUCACCAUGAAGCGCUAUCUGGUUGUGCAUCAACGAACACACACUGGCGAGAAACCCUAUAUAUGCAGCGAGUGUGGCAAAGGCUUCACUGUGAAGAGUAAUCUCAUUGUACAUCAACGGUCUCAUACCGGGGAGAAGUCUUACAUAUACAGUGAAUGUGGAAAAGGCUUCACCAUGAAGCGCACUCUCAUUAUCCACCAGCGAACUCAUACAGGGGAGAAAUCUUAUAUAUGCAGCGAAUGCGGAAAAGGCUUUACCACCAAGCGCACCCUCAUUAUACAUCAGCGAACUCACACAGGAGAGAAGCCCUAUGAAUGCAAUGAAUGUGGGAAAGCCUUCAGUCAGAAAAUAUGCCUCAUACAACAUGAGAGGUGUCAUACUGGCCAGACACCCUUUAUAUGUACAGAGUGUGGAAAAUCCUAUUCACACAAAUAUGGUCUCAUUACUCAUCAAGAAUUCACACUGGAGAAAAACCCUAUGAGUGCAAUGAAUGUGGGAAAGCCUUCACCACAAAGUCAGUACUCAAGGUACAUCAAAGAACACAUACAUGAGAGAGACCGUAUGGAUGCAGUAAUUGUGAGAAAGCCUUCUCCCAUUUGUCCAACCUUGUUAAACAUAAGAAGAUGCACACAAGACAGAUGGGUAGAUUCAGUCAUGUUGGAAAUUCCUUUAACAGGGCAUCACAGCUCUUUACUUACGGUUGAGCUCCUGAAGAACAAAAACUUGUUACCACAGAGCAAAUGCCUCUGUGGUAGGCUUCAUGGAACAUCAGUUGUUUUUAGGAGAUUCAAGUAUAAUUACAGUACCGCCUGUUGUCACUUGUGCCCCGAGGAGGAUUUGCUGGAAGAUAAACCUGGUGAACAUAAGAAAUGCGGUAGUGGGCCUCUGUGGUGGCGCAAGGGGUUAAGACGCAACCUAUGAAGCUGUCUGCAGCCACUGCAGCACGAGUUUGAUCCCCGGCCAGGGAGCUACCCAUGUCACGCGGCAGACCUCGCCUGUUGCUCCCCUCAGCAGUGUAUUUCAGUCAAUCUGCCUGUCCUGCUCCCCAUUCUGUCUCUGGUGAGGCCUCUCACACUCCACACCUCUGGCCUGUACCCCAGUUC
Messenger RNA from Talpa occidentalis (Iberian mole), 1553 nucleotides. RefSeq names its product zinc finger protein 614-like. Bases 457 to 1371 code for a protein of 304 amino acids. The transcript is spliced from 2 exons. NCBI's taxonomy places the organism in Eukaryota, Metazoa, Chordata, Mammalia, Eulipotyphla, Talpidae. The record is from RefSeq and is a predicted model, not a curated record.